CAACCAACGGCGAACAAAGAUAUAGUAGUUGUGCUAUAGAUAACGAAGCGAGAUGAUUCAUCAUCAUCUAAAUAGAUACAAAGAUAACCUCUCCUUUAGAAUUAAGGUUAUGUAAAGCGUUGAUACCGAAGUAAUUGUCGUUGUAAAUAUUCGGUAUCGGCGCCGUAAAGCCUAAAAUUGUAAUUUAUAAAGAUUGCAUCGGCCAUCACUGGAGCACCGUAAAAUUUAACGUUCAGCAGACGCAGCCGUAAACAUCGCGAGAAAGCUGGCGGGAAUGAAGCUUUGUCAGUGUGUGUACAUGGCGUCUGACAUUGAUUCUGUUGGAAAUGCACGCUACACCCAAUGAAAGGAGGAAAGUUGCCGGUGGCGUUCCUUUGUAAGUGUCCUGUAACCGCUGCCAAUCGCGACGAAUCGACGCGGCGGAAAACGUGCGCGUGUAGCGUGUAGCCUAACAACCUGGAACGCAUAUUCGCGGCCGACGCGUGAUAGAAUGUUGAAAAUAAAGAGCGCGUGAUAUACGAACGAAAGAGAUAGUUGUGUGUAAUAACAUGGCGAGCUCGUCACCGCAGCCGUCGCCGAUGCCGUCGCCGAUGCCGCCGCCACAACAGCCGCCGAGUGGCCAAAUGGGACCACCUCAGCAAGUACCCUCGCCCUCGAAUCAGGCCCAGGGCAGCCCUAUCGGUAUGCCGCCACAGCAUCACCCUCAUAGCCCCGCCCCAGGUUAUCAAGAAGGACCUCCUCAGUCUCAACCCCAGCCACCACCGCAGCAACAGGGACCACCGUCACAAUUGCCUCCAUCCCAGCAGCAGGGCUACGGUGUUCCUCCAUCUGCUCAGGCACAGCAGCAGCCGCUUCAGAGUUACCCCCAUCCUGUACAGCAAAUGCCACCAAAUAUGGGUAUGCCACCGCCGCACCAUCCUCACAGUCCAUCGCAGGGCUACGAGGGAGUGCAGCCUGGCCCCGUCCCUCAGCCAGUAGGCCCACCCAUGAUGCCGCAGCAACAUUCGCCGCAUCAGCAGCCUCAGCCUCAUCAACAGCCACCCGUACAGCAUUAUCCAUCGCUUCCGCCUCAAAUACCAGGUAGUAUGGGAGUUAUGGGACAAAGCGUGCCUCCCGGCCCAGUAUCCAAUGUACAACAAGCACCGCCGAUAUCGCAAGGGAAUGCAAUGGGAUCGGUACAAAUGGGACCCGCACAAACUGGUCCGAAUACAAGAUUGCAUUCUCAGGGUCCACAACAUUCGCAUGUGCCACAAAUGACACAAAACAUAGGUAAUCAACCACAACCUGUCGGUGCUCCAAUCGGUCCACCUCCUGUUGUCCAGGGCUCUGUUGGGCCACCAAAUCAGAACUGUUCGUCAGGACCUGGGCCAGGCCCUGGGCCAGGCCCUGGCCUUGGUCCAGGUCCUGGACCUACACAGGAAAAUCUUAAUGCUUUACAAAAAGCUAUCGACACUAUGGAAGAAAAGGGACUUCAAGAAGACCCACGAUAUUUACAACUUCUCGCUUUGAGGGCAAGACAAGGAGGCAACAUCAAUGAAAAGCAGGCUUUCAAUCCACAACAAAUUCAACAACUCCGUGCACAGAUAAUGGCUUAUCGUGCGUUAGCACGAAAUCAACCUUUAUCUCAACAACAGGUACUUGCUGUGCAAGGACAAAGAUCCGUUGACUCGAUUCAAGGACCUGUAGGGCCAACCGCAGGGUCUCAAGGACAACCUCCUGGUACAGUGGCAUCUGGAUUUACGGGACCACAAAAAGCAGGUCAAGGAACGCAACAAUCACAGCAGCCAGGACCACAGCCAGUGACGAAAACUAAUAAGGUAACAACGAUUACAAAGCCUGCUGGACUUGAUCCAUUGGUUAUACUACAAGAACGGGAGAAUCGAGUUGCAGCUAGGAUAGCCCUAAGAAUGGAGCAGCUCAAUUACUUACCAACAAAUAUGCCCGAAGACUUGCGAAUUCAGGCCCAAAUUGAACUGGGCAUGCUAAGAGUACUAAAUUUUCAAAGACAACUUCGUACAGAAAUCUUAGCCUGUACGCGUAAAGAUACGACGCUUGAAACAGCAGUAAAUGUCAAGGCAUAUAAACGAACAAAAAAACAGGGUCUACGAGAAGCUAGAGCUACAGAAAAACUUGAGAAACAGCAAAAACUGGAAGCUGAAAGGAAAAGAAGACAGAAACAUCAAGAAUUUAUUAGUUCUGUACUACAACAUAGUAAAGAUUUUAAAGAAUUUCAUCGAAAUAACGUGGCCAAGCUGUCUCGUCUUAAUAAGGCCAUCCUCAAUCAUCAUGCUAACGCUGAGAGAGAGCAGAAGAAAGAGCAGGAGAGGAUAGAGAAGGAGCGUAUGCGACGGUUGAUGGCAGAGGAUGAGGAGGGUUACAGGAAGCUCAUCGAUCAGAAGAAAGACAAGCGCUUAGCGUUCCUGCUUUCGCAGACCGAUGAAUAUAUAAGUAAUCUUACAGAAAUGGUUAAGCAACAUAAAAUUGAGCAAAAGAAAAAACAAGUCGAAGAACAAAAAAGAAAAAAGAAAAAGAAAAAGUAUCAGGAUGGUGAAAAUGGAGAGAGCGGUGAUGGUGAAGAUGUUCGUGUUAGUGUUAUUGAGAUUUCAACCGGGCGUACUUUAAGUGGUGAAGAAGCACCGCUAAUGAGUCAGCUAAAUGCCUUUUUAGAUACACAUCCAGGCUGGGAGCCAAUCGAGUCAGACAGCGAAUACGAAGAUGAUGAAGAAGAAGAUGAAAAAGAUGAUGAUAAAAAAUUACAAAUAGGUGUGGGAGAAGAAGAUAAAGUUAAAAAGACAAUACAAAAAGCCAAAGUAGAAGAUGACGAGUACAAAACUGAGGAGCAAACUUAUUAUAGUAUUGCCCACACAGUACAUGAAAGUGUUACGGAGCAGGCAUCUAUCAUGGUGAAUGGUAAACUAAAAGAAUAUCAGAUCAAAGGUUUGGAAUGGAUGGUAUCGUUAUUCAAUAAUAAUCUCAAUGGCAUAUUAGCCGAUGAAAUGGGGCUGGGUAAGACUAUUCAGACAAUAGCUCUUGUCACGUAUCUCAUGGAAAAGAAGAAAGUUAAUGGGCCAUUUCUUAUUAUCGUUCCUCUAUCCACUCUCUCCAAUUGGAUACUCGAGUUUGAGAAAUGGGCUCCGAGCGUUGUCGUCGUUUCAUAUAAAGGUUCUCCAGCAGGAAGGAGAACCAUUCAAUCACAGAUGCGUGCCACAAAGUUCAAUGUCUUGUUGACAACCUAUGAGUAUAUAAUAAAAGAUAAGAGUGUCUUGGCAAAACUGCAGUGGAAGUACAUGAUUAUUGACGAAGGACAUAGAAUGAAGAAUCAUCAUUGUAAAUUAACUCAGGUCUUGAAUACGCAUUAUUUAGCGCCUCAUCGCCUACCUAACUUCCUUCUUCCAUCCAUCUUCAAAUCAUGCAGUACGUUCGAACAAUGGUUCAAUGCUCCGUUCGCUACAACCGGAGAGAAGGUAGAGCUGAACGAAGAAGAAACGAUUCUUAUCAUUCGUCGUCUGCACAAGGUCUUGCGUCCUUUCCUGUUAAGGCGUCUCAAGAAGGAAGUGGAGUCUCAGCUGCCCGACAAAGUGGAAUAUAUUAUCAAGUGCGAUAUGUCUGGACUACAAAAAGUUUUAUACAAACACAUGCAGAGUAAGGGUGUAUUGUUGACUGAUGGAUCAGAGAAAGGAAAACGCGGCAAGGGAGGCGCUAAAGCAUUAAUGAAUACAAUUGUCCAACUGCGAAAACUUUGUAAUCAUCCGUUUAUGUUCCAAGCAAUCGAAGAGAAAUAUAGCGAGCAUUUAGGUAUUCAAGGUGCUGGUCUUAUUAGUGGUCCAGAUUUAUAUCGAGCAUCUGGCAAGUUUGAAUUGCUAGAUCGCAUUCUACCCAAAUUAAAAGCUACAAAUCAUAGGGUUUUACUGUUUUGUCAAAUGACGCAACUCAUGACUAUAAUGGAAGAUUAUCUGAAUUGGCGAGGUUUUAUGUAUUUAAGAUUAGAUGGAACAACAAAGGCCGAAGACAGAGGUGAUCUGCUAAAGAAAUUUAAUGAUCCAGGUUCAGAAUUCUUUUUAUUUAUUUUAUCAACUCGUGCUGGUGGUCUUGGCUUGAAUUUACAGGCUGCAGAUACGGUCAUUAUAUUUGAUUCCGACUGGAAUCCGCAUCAAGAUUUACAAGCUCAGGACAGAGCCCAUCGUAUUGGUCAGAAGAACGAAGUGAGGGUUUUACGAUUGAUGACCGUGAACUCUGUGGAGGAGAGGAUUUUGGCUGCUGCGAGGUAUAAGCUUAACAUGGAUGAGAAGGUCAUUCAAGCCGGUAUGUUUGAUCAGAAAUCCACAGGGUCGGAAAGACAGCAAUUCCUUCAAACUAUCUUACAUCAAGACGAUGCGGAUGAUGAAGAAGAAAAUGAAGUUCCAGACGAUGAGACUGUUAAUCAAAUGAUUGCGAGGUCGGAAGGUGAAUUUGAAAUUUUCCAAAAGUUAGACAUUGAAAGGAGGAGAGAAGAAGCCAAAAUAGGACCAAACAGAAGAUCUCGUUUAUUAGAGGAAGCCGAACUUCCAGAUUGGUUGGUGAAAGAUGAGGAUGAAGUGGAAAGAUGGACAUACGAGGAAGAUGAAGAAAAAGCCUUUUUAGGCAGAGGUUCUAGGCAACGAAAGGAAGUGGACUAUACCAACAGUCUUACAGAAAAAGAGUGGCUGAAAGCAAUUGGUGACGAAGGAGCUGAUUUGGAGGAGGAGGAGGAAGAUGAUAAAAAAAAAAAGCAAACAAGAAAACGGAGAAAGAAGGGAGAGGAGGACGAAGAAUUAGCUCCGAAAAAAAGAAGAGGUAAUUCGGGUAUGGAUCCGAAAUUGAAGAGAAGCAUGAAGAAACUAAUUUCUGUAGUUGUUAAUUAUACAGAUAGUUCGGACGGCCGAGCAUUAAGCGAGCCGUUUAUGGAACUACCACCUCGCCGAGAAUUUCCAGAUUAUUAUGAAGUUAUUAAAAAACCCCUUGCCAUCAACAAACUAAUGCAGAAAAUUGAAGAGGGCAAAUAUUCAGAUUUGGACGAACUUGAGAAGGAUUUCAUGCAGCUUUGUAAAAAUGCACAAAUAUAUAACGAGGAAGCGUCAUUGAUUCACGAGAAUUCCAUUGUUUUACAAUCUGUUUUCACAAAUGCAAGACAAAGGCUUGAAAUUGAAAGUAAUGUUUCUGAGGAUGAGAAGGAUGGGAGAGAGGGUGAGGAAGAAUCCGAUAUGGAUUCGAAUGUAAGAAUGAAGAUAAAACUGAAAGGAAGAAAAAGUGAAGGGGGUGGUCGAGGUGGUAGAAGAAAAAGAAUAACCAAAAAGUGUAUAUCCGACGAUGAUGAAGAGACAGCAGUGGCUGAUGACAAUUGAACGUGUCUAUAAAAUUUAGAAUUAUAUUUCAAGCAGCUUUCUAAUUAAGCAUAUCUCAUGAUUUUAAGGACAAAACUAUGAAAGGUUGCGAGAAAGUUAAGAAAACGAUUUUUUAAUGACUUUAAAGAAUUAAUGGACAUUGUGUAAACAUUUAGAUACAUUUUUAGUAAAAGAAACGAUGAAUGGACUUAUCCUGUCCUGUUCUCAUUUUUUUUUUUGCUAUGCUCAAACCUUUCACAGAACGGUGGAUUGUGUACAAUAAGAUUAUAUACAAUAAAUGAGAUAGAUCGAAUACUAUA
This is a messenger RNA of Ceratosolen solmsi marchali, 5659 nucleotides long. Its product is annotated as ATP-dependent helicase brm-like. Gene Ontology annotation, biological process: regulation of DNA-templated transcription. The record is from RefSeq and is a predicted model, not a curated record. Gene Ontology annotation, cellular component: nucleus. Lineage: Eukaryota; Metazoa; Arthropoda; Insecta; Hymenoptera; Agaonidae. Gene Ontology annotation, molecular function: ATP binding; histone binding.